Molecule: messenger RNA, 278 nt
Organism: Eruca vesicaria subsp. sativa (arugula)
Lineage: Eukaryota; Viridiplantae; Streptophyta; Magnoliopsida; Brassicales; Brassicaceae
Source: the annotation of a GenBank genome assembly
GUGGAAAUAGGGGAAGGGGUCAGAUUUAUCCUGAUGGUAGCAAAAGUAACAAUACAGUUUAUAAUGCUACGGCAGGAGGGAUAAUAAGCAAAAUUUUACGAAAAGAAAAAGGGGGAUACGAAAUAACCAUAGUGGGUGCAUCGAAUGAACGCCAAGUAAUUGAUAUUAUCCCUCGAGGCCUAGAACUUCUUGUUUCAGAGGGCGAAUCCAUUAAACUCGAUCAACCAUUAACGAGUAAUCCUAAUGUGGGUGGAUUUGGUCAAGGGGAUGCGGAAAUA